Molecule: messenger RNA, 3588 nt
Organism: Cannabis sativa
Lineage: Eukaryota; Viridiplantae; Streptophyta; Magnoliopsida; Rosales; Cannabaceae
Exons: 9
Coding region: 474-3113 (879 amino acids)
Source: RefSeq, a predicted model, not a curated record
GGAGGUGGGAAACCAAAAACAAAACAAAGAAAAAAAAUAAAACAAAUUCAUUUAAUUUUAUCGUAUUUAUUUUGAUUUUUAAUAAUUUCAUUUUUAAAAAUAAAAAAUAAAAAUUGGAGUAAAAAGUUUCAAUAAGGACUUUGGGAUCCAACCCUUUCAGGAAUCUGCAACUUCGUCUUCCCAUCGUUAAAAGAAAGAAAGAGUUUUUGGUAUUGAGUUGUGUCGUUUUAUUCCCAUUCCUGUGUCGUUUUGAAGGAUUCCUCCUUCGUUUUGUAAAUCGUCUUAUUUUGGGAUCAAAAGCUCCAUUAUUAACUCGAUCAAACAACCUCAAACCCUUAAUUGCUGCUUCCAUGGCCGUUCCCGGACUUCAUCGGUUCCGGUAGAGUUGAACUAGGAGGAAAUUCCGGUCUUUGUUUUCGUCGUUGCUGUUUUUUUUUUUGUUUUUGUUUUUGGUUCAGGAUUUUGUUUCUUUCAUGGGCGAUCUUCGGGAUUGGUCGCCUGAACUAAACGGCGUCGUUUUGGAAGAUAGGCCGUCGUCUUCUUCGUCUUUGUCUUCGUCUCCACCGCCGCCGCCGCUACUUCAGCCGCCGCCACCGCUUUCGUUGAAUCAAACGGUGAUUGGUUUGGAAUACUGGCAGAGAGCGGAGGAAGCUACGCAGGGGAUUAUAGGUCAGGUUCAACCAACUGUUGUGUCUGAGAGGAGGAGAAGAGCGGUUAUUGAUUAUGUUCAGAGGCUUAUUAGAGGUUACCUUGGUUGCGAAGUGUUCCCAUUUGGAUCAGUACCUUUAAAAACGUAUUUGCCUGAUGGAGAUAUUGACUUGACUGCAUUUGGUGGCCUAAAUGUUGAGGAGGCUUUGGCUAAUGAUGUGUGCUCAGUCCUUGAAAGAGAAGAAAAAAAUAACGCUGCAGAAUUUGUGGUGAAGGAUGUGCAGUUGAUCCGGGCUGAGGUUAAACUUGUAAAAUGCCUUGUACAGAACAUUGUGGUUGAUAUUUCGUUCAAUCAGUUGGGAGGGCUUUGUACACUAUGCUUUCUCGAACAGGUUGAUUGCCUCAUUAGCAAAGAUCAUAUUUUCAAACGGAGUAUUAUACUCAUUAAGGCUUGGUGCUAUUAUGAAAGCCGUAUUCUUGGUGCUCAUCAUGGUUUGAUUUCUACAUAUGCUUUGGAGACAUUGGUCCUAUAUAUCUUCCAUCUCUUCAACUCAUCCUUGAACGGUCCUUUAGCAGUUUUGUAUAAAUUCUUGGACUAUUUUAGCAACUUUGACUGGGAUAAUUACUGCAUUAGCUUGAAUGGACCAGUUCGGAUAUCUUCACUUCCAGAACUCAUUGCUGAAACUCCUGGCCAUGACCUACUGCUUACUGAUGAAUUUCUUAAAGGAUGUGUUGAAAAGUUCUCAGCUCCUUCAAGGGGAUAUGAGACAAGCUCCAGAACAUUUCCACAAAAGCAUCUUAACAUUGUCGAUCCAUUGAAAGAAAAUAACAACCUUGGGCGUAGUGUGAGCAAAGGAAAUUUUUUCCGAAUAAGGAGUGCUUUCACAUAUGGUGCUCGAAAACUGGGGCGCAUCCUUUCCCAGCCUGAAGAGAACAUUGGAGAUGAAAUUCGAAAAUUUUUCUCCAACACAUUGGAAAGGCAUGGAAAGGGCCAAAGGCCUGAUGUUCAAGAUUCUUUUUCCAUGUAUGGACAUGAUGAGUUUAGUGCUGCAUCAUUCUCGGAUAUAGAGCUUCAAGAAAUUCAGAUAGGUUGUGAUGCCGAAUCAAGUAGCAUGACUGGGGAUAUUAGGUUAAACCACGAGAGAUCACUGACUGGUGGAGACCCUGAUGUUCAGAUAUCAGGGACUGAAGUCAUCUCUGAAAGGUAUGUGGAUGAACAAUACGAAGCCUCUUCGAAUAUGAUGCCAUCAAUGGAUUUGUCAAAACCGGACAAUUCCUCGGAUGGAACUGCUGUUUCAGAUAAUCGUCUUCAUGGGGAUGCACAAGACCUUGCUACAUCAAGGUUUCAGAGUCUUACUAUUUCUGAUGAUUCGCCAAAAUCUUCCCACACACAUCAUGCUCCUCAUCUGUACUUUGCUCAUUCACCAACUCCAAAUGAUGAAAUAAAUGGUAAUUGUCAAAUCAGACAACAAAAACACAGUGGUUCUACUGAGAAUCCGGCUGGUGAUCAGGAUGAACACCACUUCACCAGUAAUCAUAAAAUUGUCUCACCGGUUGCAUCAAAGGAACAUCUUUCACGCUUGAGUUCGAUUGCGUUGUCCUCAGAGGACUUCUAUCCUAGCUCUUCUGGUUACAGGCUGUCUACUGCCGUUGCUGGAAGUCCCGAGCCUUUCAACACUUUGUCAGAUUUGAAUGGAGAUUUUGAAAGUCACCUCAACAGUUUACAUUAUGGUAGGUGGUGCUAUGACUGUGCCCUGAAUGUAUCCAUUGCUCCUAUGCCACCUAUGCUUUCACAGUUUCACAGCAAGAAAUCAUGGGAUGUAAUACGGCGAUCUCUGCAUCUUAAGCAUAAUGUUUUUUCCCAAAUGAAUACCAACGGAGUUGUCCACAGACCAGCUUUUUACCCCAUAAGUCCACCACUAUUACCUGGCGGUGUAGGAUUUGGGGUUGAGGAAAUGCAAAAGCCACGAGGAACAGGAACAUAUUUCCCGAAUAUGAAUCAUUACAGAGAUAGGCCAAUUACACCAAGGGGAAGAAACCAAAUGCCUGCUAGGUCUCCCCGGAACAAUGGUCGUAUGGAGAACGGUUUGGUCGAGAGAAGUAGUCGUGACACUACACAAGCACAUUUUUCUUCUCACAAAGGAAAUGGGAAGUCUGCAUCUGCAGAUGACCUUUCUGGUUCCCCUCGGAGGAAGGCAAACACUAAUAAUGCCAAUGGUUCAAUGCAUCCGUCUGAGCGUUUGGUUGAAUUUGGUUCCAUGGGGCAUCCACCACCCGAGGCACCCUUACCGAGAGGAAGCUGGCAAACAAACUCUGUGUUGAGUCCCAUUCAAAACUCAGACACUAGCCUCGGUUCACCAGGAUCAGAUAAGCUUAAACCGGUACUGAGUAUGGAUAAAGAUAGGAUUGCUGUAAAAUCAUACCAUUUGAAAGAUGAUGAUGAUUUCCCACCUUUAUCCGUUUGACACCGCAAUGGGGGAAGUGAGUGAUUAUCUGUUUUUAUUUGGUUUUAAGGCAAAUCGAGUGAUACAGUAACAAAAAAAAAUCUAACAAACAGCUUGAGCUUGCGCUGUUUGCCUCCCGGGCUCGUUAAACUCUUUUCGGAAGCUUUAUGUGGAGUUUAGUAUUCUCUUCUCUACAUGUCUUAGAAAACAAAAAAAAGAAAAAAGAAAGAUAAAACGAAGGGAAUUUUCUGUACAUUUUUACUAAUUAUUUGGUUCUCACAAAAAAAGAAGAAGAAAAAACACCUAGCAUCUUUGCUUUGGUUUGAGGUGUUGUUUAUACAUAGGAUGUUUGAUUUUUAUUAUAAUUUGCCCUAGUAAGAUUUUGCUCUUUAGGUAGAUGAUGUUUGAAACACAACAUAUUGUUUUUGAUGAUGAUAAUGUUGUUGUUGUUGAUGACUGACGUAGCUUUGUAUUUAAACAAAAAUGUUUGGUCCCU